GGUUUGCCAACCGCCAUUAAAACCAGAAGAAGAAGAAGAAGUCGCUCAGGAAGCAUCGCUAUAUUCACAUGGCGCAUGAAUGUAAACACGAAUAACGAGGAUUAAGUUGAUAAAAGUGUUAUGUUUUAAACACCGCGUCUGGUUUCCCCUCGCAGCGGUUUUAUAAGCGCGGUGUUCGUGAUGUUUGCGCGCGCGCCUGCUCGGUUUGUCCUUCACAGUGUGUGUGCUUCAGUCAGGACUCAGAACUUCUCCCACAGCGCGUGCAGGAGCACAGUGGUUGUGGAGCGCUGGUGGCAGGUCCCGCUGUCGAAGGAAGGCAGUCCUCCGAGACUCUACUCUCGCCGUCACCGGGUUUAUCGCUUUGUGGAGGACACGAAGCACAACAUGAAGGAUAAAAUGGAGCUGCUGCUUACACAGACCGUGCCCAAGCUCGGCGGUCGAGGAGACACGGUGUUUGUGAAGAAGUCUGUGGGACGGAACAAGCUUCUGGCUGAAGGUCUGGCUGUUUAUCCUUCACCUGAGAACAAGGAGAUGUUCACUGAGGAGAGACGUUUACUGCGAGAGGGAAAGAAAGAGGACAGAAUCCAGACGAGGACAGGACAGCUCACGGUGGAGUUCCUGAAGAAGUCCGCUGUGGAGGUGGGAAUCCCGCUGGACGCCCAGCAGCAGUUUCUCCUCACGGAGGAAAUCGUCUGCAGGAAUUUUUUAAGAAAACUGGGCGUGGUCGUCCCUCCGCAUGCUCUGACGUUGCCGGACGAGCCGAUCACACAGUUUGGAGAUUUCUGGUGUGAGGUCACGGUGAACGGCUUGGACACGGUGCGAGUCCCCCUCUCUGUAGGACCGUACGUUGAUCGGAAGAAGAAGCAGCUCAUGAGACUCGAAGCAGCAGCGAUGGAGAAGAAAGCGGAAACCGACGUGGAAUAAAGCUCCGAGUCUCAGUCGGACCUCUCACCUACUUUCACAUCCGUUCUACUAAAUCUAGUGUUUUCUUUC
This is a messenger RNA of Ictalurus furcatus (blue catfish), 993 nucleotides long. RefSeq names its product mitochondrial ribosomal protein L9 (gene mrpl9). The record is from RefSeq and is a predicted model, not a curated record. Lineage: Eukaryota; Metazoa; Chordata; Actinopteri; Siluriformes; Ictaluridae. The transcript has 7 exons. Bases 181 to 924 code for a protein of 247 amino acids. Gene Ontology annotation, molecular function: structural constituent of ribosome. Gene Ontology annotation, biological process: translation. Gene Ontology annotation, cellular component: ribosome; mitochondrion.